CUAGCUUUUUUCACUCAGGCUUAGGCCUUUUGUUGUACCAUUUUUAGGCAUUGAGCCCCUGCGUAGUCGACCAAAGGUGGUGUGUGUGCGGACCAUUCGGCCUCAUUACUGCAUCUCAAACGGAAAGUAUUAUUCAGCACUCCCAUGGUUGAGUAUUGGACUGUGUGGUUAGUCGGAGAUGUUUGGAGUUCUUCCUCUAUAUUAGACGGCGUGAUGGCCGCAAGCUGUGACAAUGAGAAUGGUCACUCAUUGUUAAGAUGGGUACAACGGUGGUAGAUCGAUGGCUGGUGAGUAAA
Acanthoscelides obtectus is the source of this 296-nucleotide messenger RNA. NCBI's taxonomy places the organism in Eukaryota, Metazoa, Arthropoda, Insecta, Coleoptera, Chrysomelidae. The record is from the annotation of a GenBank genome assembly.